Messenger RNA from Colletotrichum paranaense, 624 nucleotides. RefSeq lists its product as uncharacterized. The transcript is spliced from 2 exons. The record is from RefSeq and is a predicted model, not a curated record. NCBI's taxonomy places the organism in Eukaryota, Fungi, Ascomycota, Sordariomycetes, Glomerellales, Glomerellaceae. Gene Ontology annotation, cellular component: nucleus. Bases 1 to 624 code for a protein of 207 amino acids.
AUGUCAAAGUUGAUAGUGGUCUGUGGCGUGACCGGCAACCAGGGCCACUCUGUCGCCGAGACAUACCUCAAAGAAGCUGGAUGGAGGGUCCGUGGAAUCACUCGAGACGCAACCAAGCCAGCCAGCUUGGCGCUGGCUGCCAAAGGAGUCGAAAUCGUCGAAGGCGACUUGGACAAUGUCGAGUCUCUGAAAGCUGCUCUGCAAGGCGCCAAUGUUGUAUUCGGAAACACCGUGUUUCCCUUUAUGUUGGCACUGACCUCGAACCCGGAAUUGAAACCAGGACAGUCUAUCCUUGAGUGGGCUUAUGAACUUGAGGUUCAGCAAGGAAAGAACUUGGUAGAGGCCGUCGCCAAGCUGGACUCACUUCAAUUAUUUAUCUGGUCAACACUCUCAGCAACCCGAAAAUGGUCAGGAGGGAAAUUCCAGAACGUCUACCACUUCGAAUCGAAGGCUGCCGUGGCUGAUUACGUACGUAUUCAUUUUUCUGAUUUGUACAAGAAGACGUCUAUGCUACAACUAGGACUCUUCAUGACGAAUUGGAAAUUUGGUCCCGUCAACAUUCCAUGGGUGAAGGUGCGUGUAUUUUGGACACUCAAGAGCGCGCUCCUUAACUUUGGUGCCUGA